This is a messenger RNA of Phragmites australis (common reed), 981 nucleotides long. Its product is annotated as cytosolic sulfotransferase 15-like. The transcript has a single exon. NCBI's taxonomy places the organism in Eukaryota, Viridiplantae, Streptophyta, Magnoliopsida, Poales, Poaceae. Gene Ontology annotation, biological process: sulfation. Gene Ontology annotation, cellular component: cytoplasm. Gene Ontology annotation, molecular function: sulfotransferase activity. The record is from RefSeq and is a predicted model, not a curated record. Bases 17 to 892 code for a protein of 291 amino acids.
GCCUCACCAAUUCGCCAUGGCUCAAGCACAAUCUGAUACCAAACGUAGCGGCGGCCCAGAGGAAGGAGAGAGCCUCACGUCCACGCUUCCUAUGAGGGAAGGAUGGUGGAGACCGUUCUUCCUCGUCCAAGGCUGCUGGCUCACACCCCAAGCCGCGAAGAGUGUGGAGCUUGUGCAAGCCCAGUUCCAGCCACGAUCCGACGACAUCAUCCUCGCCACGUUCCCAAAGUGCGGCACCACAUGGCUGAAGGCACUGGCCUUCACUAUCGCCAACCGCUCUCGGCAUACCGUCACAAGCCACGGCCACCCGCUGCUCACCAACCACCCUCAGGACCUCGUGCCUUUCCUUGAGAUUCAUGGCCGUGCCCUUCACCCUGUUGAAGAGCUUGAGGCGCUGCCCUCCCCAAGGCUACUCAGCACACACCUUCCAUACGCGUUGCUGCCCUCAAACACGUCGGCCCUCGGCUGCCGGGUGGUGUACCUGUGCCGGGAGCCCAAGGACGUACUCGUGUCCACAUGGCACUACAUUAACAAAGUGCGUCGGGACUUCUUCAUAGAGCUUGAUAAGGCCUUUGAGUUUUUCUGUGAGGGGGUCUCGCUUUACGGGCCUAUUUGGGAGCACUAUCUAGGGUACUGGAAGCAAAGCAUGAUAGAGCCCAACAGGAUUCUUUUCUUAAAGUAUGAUGAGCUGAUGGCUGACCCUUCCAAGCAUGUCAAGAUGCUCGCCGAGUUCCUCCGUGUUCCAUUCACCGAUGUGGAGGUGAAUACUGGAGUCGUGGAGGAGGUGGUGAGGCUGUGUAGCUUCGAAAACCUCAAGGGAGUGACUGAUCGGAUUGGUGGGUUGCCGAUGGAGAAUUCUUCAUUUUUCAGAUCCGCAAAAGUUGGGGACUAGACGAACCACUUGACCGAAGAGAUGGCACAGAAGCUGGACAACAUCAUUGAGGAGAAACUAGAAGGAUCUGGCCUCACCUUUUAACAUUU